Molecule: messenger RNA, 1968 nt
Organism: Aspergillus costaricaensis CBS 115574
Lineage: Eukaryota; Fungi; Ascomycota; Eurotiomycetes; Eurotiales; Aspergillaceae
Product: Zn(II)2Cys6 transcription factor
Exons: 7
Coding region: 1-1968 (655 amino acids)
Biological process (GO): regulation of DNA-templated transcription
Molecular function (GO): DNA-binding transcription factor activity, RNA polymerase II-specific; zinc ion binding
Source: RefSeq, a predicted model, not a curated record
AUGCACCCCAUCCAGAAACAACCAAGCAGGGCAGCAUGUCUCGCUUGUCGCGCGCGCAAGAUCCGAUGCGAUGGCCGCCACCCAUGUAGCAGAUGCUCUCAUAAAGGAUUGAGUUGUGUCUAUCGUCCAAGCCGUCGCGGCGGAUUCCGGCAUCGUGCAGAGUCAUCCACCCACCACAAUAUCGCUCCGCAUCAUUCGCCUCACGAUCCCAAUGUAUUUCCUUCGGUAGCUCAGCAGAGUCUACCAGCCCCUACACAGAGACCAUCUAUCUCUGGCGAGGUGGUUGGAGAUUAUGAUCUGUCGGAUAUAGCUCAUCUACUCAAUCCUUUUAGUGGGAUCCGAAAUCUAGAUCUGGGCUCGAUAGAUGGGUCGGGUGAGGUGCUGGUGCCAGAUGUUGAGGGUAAUGUGUAUGGGACUAUAGGUUCUGCUCAGUCUUCACAUUUGCGCGUAUAUGCGUCUGAGGAAGAGAUACUCGACUCUUACUACAUACAUAUUCACCCCUUCCUUCCGAUUCUCCAACCCCCUCUGUCGGACCAAAUCACUGAUCGACCAGUAGUGGUUGAGGUUCCGAGCAUUAGCACCGGAAGUAUUGAUAGAUCUUCACUGCCGCAUUGGCCUGCCUCGGCACUCACAUUGGCUAUCUCUGCUGUCCUGGUUUUGAUACCACUUUCUCAAGAUUCAGAUGCAUUUAGCGAUUCUAGUGUUCAGUCGAGACGUUCAUAUGCACAGAUGUAUGCAGAAGCAGCGUUCAGUGAAGUCGACAAAGAGAUGGAUCGUACAUGUCAAGUUUUACUUCCGAGACAAGCAAUGGCCUCCAUUAACCUUUCACAGCUGUCUCCUGUUCUAGCCCUUGUCCUGCUGAGCAUUUACGAGUACUGCCAGAGAGGAAAUGUAUCUCGAAUGCGGAGUCGCGCUAAUCAAGUUGUUACGGCCGCUAUGGAUCUUGGCUUGCAUUGUUUAGGUAUCACAGCAAUGGAGGCACCACGCCGCGCCUGGUGGAGUGCGAUGUUUGUGCUUUAUCUAUCAUCUGUUGACCAACAAGUAUCACCCAUCAUCACACUCGAUGAUCCCAGAAUAACAACACCCUAUCCUUCAUUUAACACCACAUUAGAGCCCUGGCCGCUGCUCCUACAGGCCGAAAAGACACUCAUUACUGUUUGGCAAAUUAUGGACAAUAACGAGGCCCAUCCAGCGAUGACCACAGUGUCAUCCAACAUGUCUGAGAAAAUCCAGCAAUUAGACUCACAUAUAGUCACUAUGAUGAGACAGUUGGAAGUCACGCCUUCCAUCGAACAAUUUCGGACAGGACCCGACGCACGUGCAGUACGGAAUAUGCUGCUGAUUGCCCGACUCUUGAUUCAUCUGUAUGGAUAUGACAUGAUAGACACUGCUGUCAACCUACUGACUGCUACUUCUAGAGCUCGCGUAAGACUUCAUCGAUACCGUGCAUUCAUGGACAUACCCUUGUUCCUGAACAAGCAUUGCAACAUAGCCGCCAUCCAGGACAAGGCAGAGCCAGCCCAACUACGUUCUCAACCGAGAUUCGAGUCUUUCUUUCCAUUUACUGAAGAACAGUCGUCGUCAAUAUGCCUCAAAUCAGCACUUGCUAUAUCACGCGCCUUCGAAGAUUUAGGCUCUCGCAGUUCUCGAUAUAAGCUAUCAGCAUCAUCUCAUAUACUGCCAUUUUUUGUCUGUGGCGCUAUGCAGAGCUCUUAUGUGUUGCUCAUGACGUACUACAGACUUCGUGCAGCGCUGAUCUCCGAUCAAGUGUCGACCUAUCGCCACCUUCUACAUCAGCCCGAAUCGGACACAGAAAUACAAGACACCGAGAGGUUGCUGCGCGAACUUCGACAGGGCGUUGAGUCAAUACUUGGUUCCAUGGAAUCGGCUAAAAUGUUCGAGGGAGUAAGCGGUAUAGGGCAGGAGAUACAGGCGGCAUAUCAUGCUGCCUUUUCGGCGAAUACUUGA